Dipodomys spectabilis (banner-tailed kangaroo rat) is the source of this 1477-nucleotide messenger RNA. It is a transcript of the gene Rsu1, whose product is annotated as Ras suppressor protein 1. Gene Ontology annotation, molecular function: protein binding. Lineage: Eukaryota; Metazoa; Chordata; Mammalia; Rodentia; Heteromyidae. The record is from RefSeq and is a predicted model, not a curated record. The coding region runs from base 146 to 979 and encodes 277 amino acids. The transcript has 9 exons.
GUGGCGCUGGGAGGCGAGUGCGCCUGCGCAGAGCGGGCGCUGGGACAGGGCGUGUUCCUGGUUUAGGAUCCCUGUCGGGGUGCGUUCGCUUGUCACCCGAGCGUGAACCCCGAGGACUCCCCACGCCCAGCCUCCGCGAACAAACAUGUCCAAGUCUCUGAAAAAGUUGGUGGAGGAGAGCCGGGAGAAGAACCAGCCGGAAGUGGACAUGAGCGACCGGGGCAUCUCCAACAUGCUGGACGUCCACGGCUUGUUCACCCUGUCUCAUAUCACGCAACUGGUCCUCAGCCACAACAAAUUAACAACUGUGCCCCCAAACAUAGCAGAACUGAAGAAUUUGGAGGUGCUCAACUUCUUUAAUAACCAGAUUGAGGAGCUGCCCACACAGAUCAGCAGCCUUCAGAAACUCAAACACCUAAACCUUGGCAUGAACAGGCUGAACACCCUGCCUCGAGGAUUUGGCUCUCUUCCAGCUCUUGAGGUCCUGGAUUUGACUUAUAACAACUUGAAUGAACAAUCUCUCCCUGGAAACUUCUUCUACCUUACCACCCUGCGUGCACUCUAUCUAAGUGACAACGAUUUUGAAAUCCUGCCUCCAGAUAUCGGGAAGCUCACGAAGUUGCAGAUACUCAGCCUUCGGGAUAACGACCUAAUCUCACUGCCAAAGGAAAUCGGGGAGCUGACCCAGCUUAAAGAGCUCCACAUUCAGGGGAACCGCCUGACAGUUCUGCCCCCAGAAUUAGGAAACUUGGAUUUAACUGGUCAGAAACAAGUCUUCAAAGCAGAGAACAACCCCUGGGUAACCCCAAUUGCUGACCAGUUCCAGCUUGGUGUCUCCCAUGUCUUCGAAUAUAUUCGCUCUGAAACAUACAAGUACCUCUAUGGCAGACACAUGCAAGCGAACCCAGAACCCCCAAAGAAGAACAAUGACAAAUCCAAGAAGAUCAGCAGGAAACCUUUGGCAGCCAAGAACAAAUGAGGAGCUGGCUUGGGCCUGGUUCACUCUUGGGUCCUUUUUUUGUUUGUUUGUUUCUCUGUCUCACAAAUAAAUACAAUGUGUAUAGUUUUAUGUUUUUUUCUUUACCUUUUCUUCUCUCUCUCUCACACACACAUGUUUACCACCUUGCCUUUGAAAUUCUUUUGGUAGGUGGUAGAUUUUUUUACACUGUCUUAAAACCACUUCCAUUUGUUUCCAGAAAAUUGCCAAAGGCAAGAAACAAAGCUCUAAUUCAACUGCAAAUUCCAUAGUGGGCCCAGGUUUCAGUCCCUUCAAUACACAUCACAAGUCUGCUUAUUAUCAAAAGAAUAAUUAAAAUCAUGUAAUCGCUGAAAUGUCACAGUUAAUACUUUUCAUUUUUUUCCUGUUUAUUCACAUAACUCAUUAUUUUGCCUUAUUAACAAGUCUUCCUCCACCACUAAGCUAUUAAGUUCAUUUAACUUACAAAUGAUUUUAAUAAAGUCUUCAGUUUGUAGCACA